CUGUCCAAUCAGAGAAAAUCCUCAGUGCAUCCUAUUUGGGUCAUGAUGCAGAAGCUAUUGUGGCUGGGGUGUUUGUAUUUUCUGUGCAUCCUUGGAAGUCAAGGUAGGGGGGUGAAAAGACAGGAUGACGUUGUGCAUCUUGCAGGCUCCCUGGCAAAACCCGAGCUGAGAACCUCCAGCAGUGAAAGCAGUGGAGAGAGAGAUGCUCUCACUAAAGCAUUCCCUGCUGGCUUCCAAUGGGCUACAUCCACAGAGUCUUUCAAGGUUGAAGGUGCAUGGGCAGCAGAAGGGAAAGGCGAAACCAUCUGGGAUCGCUUUGGUCAUGAAAACCAAGCCUUUAAUAAUCAUACUGCUGACACAGCUGCUGACAGCUACAGGAAGGUCGAUAUAGAUGUCUACCUCCUGCGAGGUCUUGGAGUCAACACCUACCAGUUCUCCAUUUCCUGGGCCCGUAUAUUCCCCUCAGGUCAGAAAGACAGCCUGAAUGAAGAAGGAGCUCUCUACUAUGACAAUCUGAUCAAUGCUCUUAUUGAAUCUGGCAUACAGCCUGUUGCCACUAUCUACCAUUGGGAUCUGCCUCAGGCUCUCCAAGACAAGGGUGGAUGGACCAACCCGUCCAUUGUUGCAGCUUACAAAGACUAUGCAGCCUUCUGCUUCCAUAGAUAUGGAGACAGGGUCAAGAGCUGGAACACAUUCAGUAGUCCCUGGGUGGUGAGCCAUGCUGGACAUGGGACUGGUGAGCAUGCUCCUGGAAUAAAAGACUAUGUGACUGCUUCUUAUCAGGUCACUCAUAAUAUACUGAAAUCCCAUGCUGAAGCCUGGCAUGUCUACAAUGACAAUUACAGAAAGACACAGGGAGGGAAAGUGGGCAUUGCACUAAACUCUGACUGGGCAGAGGCAGCUGAUCCUAACAAACCUGAAGAUAAGGAAGCUGCAGAGCGCUACCUUGAGUUUAUGCUAGGCUGGUUUGCCCAUCCUAUCUUCAUAGAUGGGGAUUAUCCUGAAGUUCUCAAAACACAGAUAGAAAAGAAAAGAAACGAGUGUCCGUCAUCUGCACCAGCAGUGCUUCCAUCUUUCACUGAAGAAGAGAAGGCAAGGAUCAAAGGAACUUCUGACUUUUUUGGUCUGAAUCAUUAUACCUCCCGUUUAGUGAGCAGCAGUGUAGGUGGGUGCACCCCUGGUCCUGAAGGAGUUGGAGACUUCCAGGCAAAAGUGGACCCCUCAUGGCCUGCUACAGCAUCAGACUGGAUCUACUCCAUGCCGGAGGGGCUACGGUCUCUUCUGACUCACAUUAAAACAAAAUAUCUAGCCGUUAACAAUGUGCCCAUUUACAUAACUGGGAAUGGCAUGCCAACAAAUGACAGUGGAGACACCCUGAAUGAUGUUAGCAGAAUAGAGUACAUGAGGGGUUACAUCAGUGAGGCCCUAAAAGCCAUUGAAACCGAUAAAGUGGAUGUGCAGCGAUUCACAGUGCAAUCACUUAUGGAUGGAUUUGAGGGAAAUAAAGGGUACAGUGAAAGAUUUGGACUUCACCAGGUUAAUUUUGUAGAUGGAUACAGACCGAGGACACCAAAACAAUCAGCAUAUUUUUUUGCUCAGAUCAUUGAGCAAAAUGGUUUUGUUUCACGCAAACAAGAUUAUUUUGAAGGUGUGAAAAUAUCACCACCUCGCCGCUCCACCCCACUGCCACCCUCAGAGGUCCCAUCAGCAUCAAAGGCUGUCUGGGAAAAAUUCACACCACAGAAAAGGUUAGACAGACAAAUGUAUCACUAUGGUCAUUUCUCACAAGACUUCUUAUGGGGCGUCUCAUCUUCAGCUUACCAGAUUGAGGGUGGAUAUAACCAGGAUGGGAAAGGACCCAGUGUAUGGGAUGUAGUCAGUAAUAACCCAGGUAGUGGUAUUCCUGAAGAUGUGAAUGGAAAUGAUGCCUGUGACAGUUACAAUAGACUUGAUGAAGACCUUUACAUGCUGCAAGCCUUGAAAGUGAAGUCAUACAGAUUUUCUCUGUCAUGGUCUAGAAUCUUUCCCAAUGGUAGACGUGCAUCCCUGAACCAAAAGGGUAUUGAUUAUUACAACAGACUUAUUGAUGGCCUCUUGGCCAGACAAAUCACCCCAAUGGUCACAAUUUAUCACUGGGACCUCCCGCAAGCUCUACAAGACAUUGGUGGCUGGCAGAAUGUGCAGAUGAUUGACAUUUUUAAUGAUUAUUGUGACUUCUGCUUUGCCACCUUUGGUGACAGAGUAAAAUUCUGGAUGACCAUGAAUGACCCUCAAGGACUUGCAUGGCUAGGAUAUGGGACUGGACGAAUUCCUCCAAAAAUUAGGGAGCCAGGAACAGCACCAUACCAAGUUGCACAUAACUUAAUAAAAGCUCACGCUACAGCAUACCACACGUAUGAUGACAAAUACCGCGCUUCUCAAGGAGGGAUGGUUUCCAUUGCCCUCAAUGCUGAAUGGGUUGAACCUAAAGAUAUUAAUGUCCCUCGUGAUCUUGUUGCUGCUGACCGUGCAAUGCAGUUCAAUGUGGGUUGGUUUGCCCACCCAAUCUUCAAGAAUGGGGACUAUCCAGAGGCCUUGAAAGCCCAAGUUUUGGUCAAAAGUGAACUUCAAGGUCUUAAACAGUCAAGACUCCCAUCUUUCACAGACGAGGAAAAGAACUUGAUCAAAGGAACUGCUGACAUGUUCUGUGCCAAUCACUACACCUCCAGGCUAGUAACCCAUGUUACAGGUGCACUUUCUCCAGCAUCUUAUCUAAGUGACUGGGACUAUCAAGAAGAAGAGAUACUUGAUCAACCGACUACACCAAUUGGAUUCACAAGAGCUGUAUCAUUUGGCAUGAGAAGGCUCCUCAACUGGAUCAAGGCAGAAUAUGGAGAUCCAGAUAUUUACAUUACUGAAAAUUCAGUUGCCACUCCCAGGGAAUGGGCUUAUGAUGAAAUUGACAGAGUUUUCCUUCACAAAACCUACAUUGAUGAGGCUCUUAAAGCCUAUGAACUAGAUGGAGUCAAGGUAAAAGGCUAUGCAACAUAUCUCAUGGAUUCUUUUCAGUUCCUUUAUGGCUACCUCUUUGGGUAUGGUCUGCACCACGUAGACUUCAAUAACCCAAACCGACCCAGAACACCUAAGUUUUCGGCUCAUUUCUACUACAAUAUUAUCAAAGACAAUGGUUUCCCGUUGCCAGAAGAUGAAAAGAUGAUAUAUGGAGAAUUCAAAAAGGAUUUCAUUUGGAGUAGUGCAACAGCAUCAUACCAGAUUGAAGGGGCAUGGAGAGAAGAUGGAAAAGGUCUCAGUAUCUGGGACAAGUUUACACACACCCCUGGAAAAAUAUCUGAGCAUGACACUGGGGAUGUGGCUUGUAACAGUUACAAUAGGAUGGAAGAUGACAUUGCUGCGCUGAAGAAAGUCAAGGUGUCUCACUAUCGCUUCUCCAUAUCCUGGCCACGGAUCCUGCCUGACGGUACUACCAAAUACAUCAAUCAGGCUGGUCUAAAUUACUACAAAAAACUGGUGGAUUCCCUCAUUGCAGCAAACAUUAAUCCUCAAGUCACUUUGUACCACUGGGAUCUCCCACAAGCUCUGCAGGAUGUUGGAGGUUGGGAAAAUGAGACCAUCAUUCAACGAUUCAGGGAUUAUGCGGAUGUCCUCUUUCAAAAUCUUGGUCCCAAAGUGAAACUUUGGAUCACUUUUAACGAGCCCUUCAUAAUAACUGUAUUAGGCCAUGUCCAAGGUGCACAUGCCCCAGGUUUCAACGACAGACCAGAUACUCUUCCAUACAUUGUAGGCCACAACAUAAUCAGAUCCCAUGCAGAGGCCUGGCAUGUCUACAAUGACAAAUACAGAGCCUCACAGGGAGGACUGGUCUCCAUCACUGUAAACUCAGACUGGGCAGAACCCAGAAACCCCUACAAGCAAGAGGACUAUGAAGCUGCGCGAAACGUGGUUGAGUUUUAUCUUGGCUGGUGGGUCCAUCCCAUUUUUAAUGGUGAUUACAGCCCACUGGUGAAGAAAUCUGUUCUAGAGCAAAGUCUUGCAGGUGGAUUGACAAAAUCCAGGCUUCCUGAGUUUACUCCUGAGGAAAUUAAGCGAAUUAAUGGCACUUAUGAUUACUUCGGAUUAAACCAUUACUGCAGUGUCUUGGCAUUCCCUGUAGACUUUGGAACUACUCAACACUUUGAGGCAGACAGGGGUGUGGUGGUUAUUAGUGAUCGGACCUGGUUGGAAACAGGUUCUGUCUGGCUGAGGAUGACACCAUUUGGUCUCCGAAGAUUGCUGAAAUUCAUCAAGGAUGAGUACAGAAAUCCUCCGAUUAUCAUCACUGAGAACGGUGUCUCUGAAAAUGGGCCAGUUGAUCUCAAUGACGUUCACAGGAAAUACUAUUAUGAACAGUACAUCAACCAAGUGCUCAAAGCUUAUCUGCUUGACAAUGUCAAUAUUAUUGGCUACACUGCUUGGUCUCUGCUGGACAACCUGGAAUGGGCUGUUGGCUAUACAGAGAGAUUUGGACUUUUCUAUGUCAAUCGCUCAGACCCUGAUCUCCCUCGAACCCCCAAAGCUUCUGUGUCCUUUUACUCCUCCAUCAUCAGCUGCAACGGGUUUCCCGACCCAACAACUGGACCUCAUGAGUGU
Poecilia latipinna (sailfin molly) is the source of this 4626-nucleotide messenger RNA. RefSeq names its product lactase-phlorizin hydrolase-like. The record is from RefSeq and is a predicted model, not a curated record. Gene Ontology annotation, molecular function: lactase activity. The annotation marks the transcript as partial. The transcript is spliced from 12 exons. Lineage: Eukaryota; Metazoa; Chordata; Actinopteri; Cyprinodontiformes; Poeciliidae. Gene Ontology annotation, biological process: carbohydrate metabolic process.